Molecule: messenger RNA, 787 nt
Organism: Rhizophagus irregularis DAOM 181602=DAOM 197198
Lineage: Eukaryota; Fungi; Glomeromycota; Glomeromycetes; Glomerales; Glomeraceae
Source: RefSeq, a predicted model, not a curated record
CCUUUGUCAAAAUUCGUCUUUUUCUUUUUUUCUUUUUCAAUCUUUUAGUAAAAAAAUAAUAAAAAAUAGUAAAAAAUAUACAGUAUAAUAAAAAUUAUAUAAAUUAUCUGUUAUGGUUAGCAGAACUUCCUAUCUAAGAUACUUCUUUUAAAACAAGUUUUGAUUUCCGUCCACAAUAUUCUAAUUUUACAAAAAAAGUAAUGUUUCAUGACGUAAGUUUAACUUUAAUCUUUCCCAAUCUGCUAAAAUUCAAAACUCAAAAAACCGGUUUUUUGUUUCAUGUACAUCAAAUAACAUCAUAUAAAGGUUUCGUCUUUUUGUUUCAAAUUCCGUUGGUGAAAAUUUUCUUUCCUUUUAAAUCUUUUUUUUUCAAUAUUCUAUCACUUCUAUUUGUUCCUCUACAAUCAUAUUGUUUAAUAAUAAUUAUUUCUUCUUUUUCUAAAUUAGGUAAAGAAAAGAUACGAACCUUAAAAAAAGAUCUUUUUAUUCUUGGGGUUUGUCUUAAUAUGCUUGACAGAUUACACAAAUUGUUAUGUUUAUUGUUUUCUUACCAUUUGAGUAUUACAAUACUUAAUAGGAAGUUUGAAAUGACGCAAAAUUAAUUACUCUACGUUUAAAAAAAAAACCUCCUUUAAAACUUUAAUUUUUGAUCAUAUGCAUAAUAGAUUAAAGUUUAGUAUUCUUUUUAAAAUUUGUAAUUCUUUUAUAAAUUUUACAUGUUUAUCGAAUGUUAUCGUCAUUAUUCGCGCUCUCCGUGUGCAAACAGACUUCUGCACGGCCGUUAUAU